Chenopodium quinoa (quinoa) is the source of this 2391-nucleotide messenger RNA. RefSeq names its product transcription factor bHLH3-like. Gene Ontology annotation, molecular function: DNA-binding transcription factor activity; protein dimerization activity; transcription cis-regulatory region binding. The transcript has a single exon. NCBI's taxonomy places the organism in Eukaryota, Viridiplantae, Streptophyta, Magnoliopsida, Caryophyllales, Amaranthaceae. Gene Ontology annotation, cellular component: nucleus. The record is from RefSeq and is a predicted model, not a curated record. Gene Ontology annotation, biological process: regulation of DNA-templated transcription. Bases 650 to 2182 code for a protein of 510 amino acids.
CAUAUCCUCCAACCUUCCCCAGGUCCCAGGACAUUACAUUAUCCUGUUAUAUUUUCUCUCUCUUCUCUAAUGGCUUUUCUAUUAAGUUGCUAUUCUUACACGUAACUUUACACCUUCACUUCACAAGAUGCACAAAUUCUUGUGUUUUUUAACUGUUCAACCUGUACCUCGUGCUCCUGCUCUACCUUUUUUUUUCCUCUGCUUUAAGCUGAAAAACAACCAAAUUUUUAAUUAAAGAAAACCCAAAAAAAAAAAAAAAACCAUUAUCUGGAGCCCCAAAAACCCUGGAACUUUACUGAAGUUCUAGUAGUAAAGACUCAAUCUUUUUAAAACCCUAGCUCUUGUUUCAAGGACCUUUUUUUGUUCAAUAAUUUGUGGUAGUUUCUGCUGAAUUUGGGGUUUCUGCUGUUGCAUUUACUACCCAGGUAUAUAAUCUAUCUUGUACUCUUAGAUAGUGUUGUAAAGAUCAUUUUGAGCUUGAUUUAUGCUUAGGUUUGUUGAUUAUUGAACUGGGUUUUUGAUUAUGUUAGUAAUUUUGAGAAACCCAGAUCGAUUUUUUGUGAUUUGUUGAGGUUUGAUAUGAAUUGAGAGGAACCCAGAUUGGUAAUUAGCUUUAAUUUUGAGAUUUUGAUUCCUGGGUUAGUGGAAAAUGGGUGUAAAUUGUGAGAUUAAUGAUGAGGAUAAGGUUAUGCUGGAAGAUGUGGUGGGAGUUGAGGCAUGUAAAUUUCUGAUGUCUAGAUUUUGUGAAGAAUUUCCGAGUGAUUUUAAUGAUACAGGAAGUAGUGAUGGUGGUAUGCUGAAUCUUCAGCAAGGGCUAUGCCAAAUUGUUGAUGGUUCUAAUUGGAAUUAUGCAAUAUUGUGGAAGAUUGUUAGUUCUAAGAAGGAUGGUAGGUCAGUGUUGAUUUGGGGUGAUGGGCAUUGCCAAGACCCGAAGGUGGUUGUUGCCGGGGAGAGGGGAGAUGGUGGGGAGGGUAAAUUGGUUGAGGGUAAUGGAGAGAUUGGUAAGAAAGAUGAGGCAAAGAAGAGGGUUCUUGAGAAAUUACAUGCUUGCUUUAGGAAAUCAGAGGAGAAUAAUUUUGUUGCCACUUUGGAUAAAGUAUCAGAUAUUGAGAUGCUGUAUCUCACUUCAAUGUAUUAUUGGUUUUGGUUAGACUCUUCUAUGGGUCCUGCCAACUGUUUAACGUCUGGCAGACCGAUUUGGGUUUCGGAUGGUAGUGCCUGCUCAAAUCACUACCAAUCUCGGGCUCAUUUAGCUAAAUCAGCUAAAUGUCAGACGGUUGUGUUUGUGCCUGUGAAAGCUGGAGUAUUAGAGUUGGGUUCUAUUAAAAUGGUCUUGGAGGAGCAGAAUCUGUUGCAAGUGGUGAAGCAUAUCUUUGGUGUACCUCAAUCUGUACAGGCUAAGGCGUUUCCUAAAAUUUUUGGCUGUGAGCUUAGCCUCAGUGGAUCAAAACCACCAUCGACCAACUUGAAUUUUGCUCCAAAGUUGGAAGAUGAUGCUGCAUUUUCUGCAGAAUCUCAUGUUGGUGGAAGUAAUGUAGGUGCUAAGCACACUUAUGGGUCAUCGGCUAAUGGGUGUGUUAGUGAAGAUAGUGGCAAGAAGUUGGUUUCAGAGAUCAAUUUUGGUGGUUUGAAUCCCGAAGCCCAAACUCCUGGCGUAGAGCCGACUAAAGAAGAACUUUUGUUGCAGCCUAAACCAAGAAAGAGGGGUAGAAAACCUGCUAAUGGAAGAGAAGAACCAUUGAACCAUGUUGAAGCAGAAAGACAGAGAAGAGAGAAGCUUAACCAACGUUUCUAUGCAUUGAGAGCCGUUGUCCCCAACAUUUCUAAGAUGGACAAAGCUUCGCUCCUUGGUGAUGCUAUUUCUUAUAUUACAGAUCUUCAAAUGAAGGUUAAGAUGCUCGAAGCUGAAAAGGAGAUGGCUAAUCCAAAGCAAAAGCACGUGGCUAUCCCUGAAAUUGAUUUUCAGGCAGGGCAAGAUGAUGCACUCGUGCAUGUCAGUUUCCCUUUGGAUCUUCAUCCUGCUUCAACUGUUGUAAAGACACUUAGGGAUAAUCAAGUCCUCGCUCCUGAAGCCAAUGUUUCCACAACAGAUAACAAGAUCAUUCAUACAUUUACCAUCAGAACUCAGAAUGGUGGUGCUGAGAAUCUAAAAGAGAAGCUGCAGGCUGCUCUUUCUUUGUAAGAUCGAUCUUUGUUGCAUGAUCCUGGGACAGUAAUGAGUACAAUCUUUCCUUUUUGAAGGUUUAGCCUUCUCUUUAAUCUGUGCUCUUUGUUGUAUCUGGUUUUGGUUUACCAUUUCUGAUAUAUAAUUAAUGUGUCAAGUUCUCAUGUAUGAUCUGCCUUCUUUAAUUUGAUAUGAUCCUGGCACAGUAAUGAUUAAAAUCUUUCCUU